UAAAGCGGGUAGCAGCUAGGUUUAAAGCAAGUAUACAGUGUACACUGUACAGACUGCGUUCACUGCAAAGAGACACAACCCAUCCUAAUUUGCUGGCGAAUUCAGUAUGCCAGUUGUCCUCUUCAGGUAGAUUUUUCCAGCGAGGACACCAGAAAAAUGCAUUUCAGCCUAGUACUGGCAAUUUUCAGCCUUCUGUGGCCCUGUGUGGUGGCAAAGAUGGAUACUUGUGUGUGGGCUGUGAAAUUGUGUGAACUGAGGGACCCACUAACGUCUCCAUAUCUGUGCAAUAUGAACUUGGACGUCAUGAGCAACUCUGGUGGCAUGGAGAAGCAGAAACUUAGCCUCACAGUGAACCCAGUUAUCAAGUCUCUUACUGACCAACCUGUUGACACAGAACACACUACUUACUAUGGAUUCCCCUACUAUCUAAGGAUAAACCUAAACUGCGGGGACAAACGAGUAUCUGUGACAGCCAUGCGGAAAGCCUUGUUCAUUGGUCUGAACCCCUCUCUGAUCCUGUCCAUUGUGGAGCCAGUGCAUCCAACCCUCCUGAAGCCACAGAGGCUGAACAUCAUCAUGACCUCAGCACCCCUGCAUGAUGACGUGCCAUGCGAUAGUGAACUCUGUCAAUUUGGUUGGUACGUUCCCAUGCCCAUCGUAAAUGGCUCAGUGGUCUACAGGGUGAAAGUCAUGUCCAAUGGUCAGGGCUUCAUUGUUAAAAUGUUAACAAAAUUAGUAUGGGGCACAUAA
Messenger RNA from Sardina pilchardus (European sardine), 750 nucleotides. Its product is annotated as cation channel sperm-associated auxiliary subunit gamma-like. NCBI's taxonomy places the organism in Eukaryota, Metazoa, Chordata, Actinopteri, Clupeiformes, Clupeidae. The transcript has 6 exons. Bases 157 to 750 code for a protein of 197 amino acids. Gene Ontology annotation, cellular component: motile cilium; CatSper complex; sperm principal piece. The record is from RefSeq and is a predicted model, not a curated record.